Molecule: messenger RNA, 2944 nt
Organism: Panicum virgatum (switchgrass)
Lineage: Eukaryota; Viridiplantae; Streptophyta; Magnoliopsida; Poales; Poaceae
Product: cell division control protein 45 homolog
Exons: 2
Coding region: 106-1926 (606 amino acids)
Biological process (GO): mitotic DNA replication preinitiation complex assembly; DNA replication initiation; double-strand break repair via break-induced replication
Cellular component (GO): DNA replication preinitiation complex
Molecular function (GO): chromatin binding; DNA replication origin binding; single-stranded DNA binding
Source: RefSeq, a predicted model, not a curated record
CAAAACGCCCAAAUCCAAAUCCCUUCUCCCUCCCGCUCCAGAUCCCCAUUUCCCAAUCCUUCCAAUUCCCCACGCCUCCAUCCCCCGAUUGAUGCAGCGCCGGCCAUGGUGCGCGAGCUCCGGGUCGACUCCUUCUACGCGCGCCUCCGCGCCGCCGCGGGCUCCUCCUCCCCGCUCCUGAUCCUCCCCUCCACCGCCGACGCCGACUCGCUCUGCGCCGUCAGGGUCCUCGCCCACGUCCUCUCCGCCGACUCCAUCCGCUUCUCCAUCUACCCCGUCGCCUCCGCCGCCAGGGCCAGGGACCUCCUCGCCUCCUUCUCCUCCGCCGCCACAGCCCCGCUCUGCUGCCUCCUCGUCAACUGGGGCGCGCACCGCGACCUCCGCCGGGUCCUGCCCCCCGCCGCCACCGCCUUCGUCGUCGACUCCCACCGCCCCGUCCACCUCCACAACCUCUGCGCGCACAACGACCGCGUCGUCGUGCUCUUCACCGCCGACGACGAGCACACCGCGGAUCUCUCCUACGACUUCGACCUCUCCUCACUCGCAGACGCCUCCGACCUCGCGGCGGAGGGGGACGCCGACGACCACCUCCGCGUCCCUCACGAGGACGACGACGACGACUCCGAUGCCUCGGAGUCAGACUCCGACGCCGAGGACGGCGGCGGCAGGAGGAAGCGGCGGCGGCUCUCCGACGACGCGGAGGCGGAAGGCGGCGACCCCGUGAGGCUGUUCGCCAAGCUGCGCCGGGAGUACUACCGCCUCGGCACCUUCCACGGCAAGCCAUCAGGCUGCCUCAUGUACGAUCUCGCCCACGCGCUGCGCAAAAACACCAACGAACUCCUCUGGCUCGCCUGCGUCGCCCUCACCGACCAGUUCGUCCACGACCGCAUCACCAACGAGCGCUACCAGGCCGCCGUCAUGGAGCUCGAGCAGCACAUCAACGGCUCGGGCAACCUCGACCCCUCCGGCCUCGGCUCCGUCGUCACGCUCAAGGACGGCACCAAGAUCCGGGCGCCGGAGACCUCCCGCAUCGCCUAUGAGGACGAGCCCAGGCUCAUGCUGCUGCGGGAGUGGAGCUUGUUCGACUCCAUGCUCUGCUCCUCCUAUGUCGCCACCAAGCUCAAGACGUGGAGUGACAAUGGUCUCAAGAAGCUCAAGCUGCUGCUGGCGAGGAUGGGGUUCCCCCUUGCCGACUGCCAGAAGAACUUCCAGUACAUGAGCAUGGAGGUCAAGCGCAAGAUGAGGGAUGAGUUUGACCGCUUCCUGCCUGAGUAUGGCCUCACUGAGUUCUACUACCGGAGCUUCUUGAGAGUGCACGGGUACAGGUCCAAGGUUUCUGCUGCUGAUGUUGUGUAUGGUGUCACAGCAUUGCUUGAAUCCCUCAAUUCCGAGUCCAAGGACUCGAAGGAGUCUUCAGCUGCUGAGCAGUUUUGGGUUGCUUACUCUGCAUUGUCACUGAGCAAUGUUGAUCAGUUGCGGAAAGGGAUGCAAUCUGCAAUUGAAAUACAGAGGGCAAUAUUGAGGCAAGGAAGCUCAGCAAUUACUAAGACGGGGUUUAUACGGAGUGCCAAGAAGUUCCGGUGGGUGAAGCUUGAUGACCCUGUCGACACUAACAAGCUCUGCCACCCUCAGGCCCUUACCAAGUUCUGCUUCUUUCUGAUGGAUGCACUGAAGGAAAGGGGUGCGAGGAUGAAGCCACUAAUCUGUGCUUGCUUGGCAAAGGAGCCUGAGAAGGUGCUGGUUGUUGGGGUAUGCGGGAAGCCAAGGCUUGGGGCUGUUCAGGGUAAUGCGUUUGGAAAUGCAUUCAGAUCAGCAGCAGAGGAGAUUGGCGCAGACUAUUUCCAUGACAUGUUUGAGUCAUCAUGGAUUGUUCUGGAUGUUGUUGCUGUCAGUUCUUUCAUGAUUCGGCUAACAGAGAAGCUAUGAUCGAAUAUCAUGAGCGUGUAACCCCGGAUGGUUCUUCCACGCUCCAAGAUGGAAGGCUCAGGCAUGAUUCUCUCUGAAUAAAGGUGCUUGAGGCCAGGUGGUACAUGCCAUGUGUUUUCCUAAAUACCAGUCCACCUGCCAUUUCACUGACAUAGUGAAAGCAGCCUGAUAGUGAUAAGCAUUCUGCUUUCGAAGUUUGAGCUGCUGACUGAUCAUGACUUCAGAAAGACAGAAACUGAGAAGAGGAUUUUCCUCUGUUUUAACUCCCCCAUUAGCAAAUGAUAGAUCUACAGAUUCAGAUGCAAACCUGAUCCUAAUGUAGAGGGGGGAAGAUGGUGGUGGUCAAUGCUGUUGGACACAGGCAUGUCUGGCUACACAACUGCCUCUGGCUUUCGCUACCAUACCAUGUUGUUACCAAUCUGUUGCGCCUCCGUUGUGUCGUCUGUUUUGUAAGUUACCCUCCUUUCUGGACACCUGCUUGAUUUUUGUUGAUACCAGUAAGGAUCACUUUCAUUAGGUUAUCAUUAAUCAUUUUUAUGCAUCACUAGCUAAACAUCGCAGUUUACUGGGCAUCUAAGGAAAGUGAAUUUCUCUGCAUUUUUUACUAAUCUUCUUCAAUAAUUCAUCUUCCCUUCAGUCAACUUUUUUUAAAAGAUUCCUCCCUCUAAUAAAACACUGCCUGAAUGUUUCCCAAUCUAACAGCUAGCAAGCACAAUUUUCCAAUGCCUAUCUCAUGUUUUCCUGUACUAGGUCUAAUGAUGAUGUCCAAUCCAACGUUCAUCAAGGUUGACGGUUGAUGGAAAACUGUUUAACUAGAUGUUGGUGCAUAGACGUCGGCUCCAUAAACAAUUGAAUCUUUGAUGAUGCCUUCACAUCCACAUAUAUAUUGUGUUCUGUUACUCUGUCCUGCCCUCUUUUGGUCGAUUUUCUUGUUGAAAAGAGUAUCAUGUGCUGUUUCUAUAGGAUAACAUCAAUUUGAUUGCAACCAGUGAUAAUUUUGGACCGUAUCUUCAGCUGA